Molecule: messenger RNA, 814 nt
Organism: Ilyonectria robusta
Lineage: Eukaryota; Fungi; Ascomycota; Sordariomycetes; Hypocreales; Nectriaceae
Exons: 1
Coding region: 238-804 (188 amino acids)
Source: RefSeq, a predicted model, not a curated record
UGGGGGGGUAUGGCCAGAAUAUGUGCGUGUGUGUGUCCGCGUGUAAGUAAGACAGCCGCCAGCAAUGUUGGCCAAGAAGAGCGACCAGAUCCGGUCACGCACUAUCGAACGAGUCGAGGGCUCGCUUGCACGAGUUUGGGGGCAAAUCACAUUCUGCGCCGACCUUCAUUCGCUCACCUUCAUUCGCUGAUGCAAUGCAAUGCUUAAUAUCCGGGCCUCAACGACGUCGCGCGGGCGAUGGGCUUGGAGAUGGUUAGCGGCUUGGGAGCAGAGGUCACCCCCCACGGCCGACCAGUGAAGAAGAGCCAGGGCCAUGAGCUAUCUGGUGAGGACGCUUGGGUCGGCAGCUGUCGGAUCCGGGCGGGAGAUGCAGAGGAUGAAGGGUGUUCCGAAAUAGGAGGACUCAUGAUGAAUGCACCGAGUGUCAUUCAACACCCACAAGUGACAUUCAACACCGCCACAAUGCUACUGUUGGAAACGCGGAAUGAAGGAUCUCGCAGGCGCUUAGGGCUGAACUCAGGGCGACCACAUUGUCGGGUUUCAAGAGACAGAAGGGUCGACCAACAUGCGAAGCGGGCUGGGCUGUUGGGCGCUGAGGGAGGGCACGAUGAGGGCAUUUGGCGGAGGAAGAAGAGGAGAAAGAAGCGUCAUGGUGGCAGCCAGGGACAAGGGUGGCGGCGGCAGGUGGAUAAAAAAAGAACACUGACUGCAAUGCGGUCUGCAAGAAUCAUGGAGCGGAGUGGAGUGGAGGCGGGAAGACAGGGAAGAGAAGAAAAGACAGGGAAUACGGAAAAGACAGGGUGAUACAGAAAAG